AUGACCAUCAUCAUCUCUCUGCUCCUGCUGGCCUCUCUGCUGCCACACCUGACCUUCUCCGCUCAUGUGAAUGUGGGUAUAGUGAACGGCACAGAAGCUAAACCCCACUCCAGACCUUACAUGGUUUCUCUUCAGAAGAACAGGAAUCAUAUCUGUGGUGGAUUCCUAAUUUCUGAUGAGUUUGUCUUGACUGCUGCACAUUGCUGGGACGGAUCUGAGAUUCUGACGGUUCUGGUUGGUGCUCAUGAUUUAAAUAACAUCAAGAGUUCAGAUCGCAUCGACGUGGAGUCCUACAAACCGCAUCCAAACUAUUUUUUCCUUUCUGAAAAGAAUGACAUCAUGCUUUUGAGGCUACAGGAAAAAGUCAAACUAAGCAAUGUUAAAUGGAUAUCAUUACCAAAGAAAGAAGAAGACGUGGGGACAGUUACUUUCUGUAGUGUUGCCGGCUGGGGAGGACAGGCAAUUAAAGAGGGACCGACUAAUCGUCUAAUGGAGACAAAUGUGUAUAUAAUGAACAACACAGAAUGUAGCAAUAAAUGGGGAAAGACCUACUACUCAGCCUCACAGAUGAUGUGCACACGUGGCCAUGGUGGAUCCUGCCAGUUUGAUUCAGGAGGUCCUUUGGUUUGUGGAAACACUGCAGUUGGUGUCACAUCCUUUGAUGAUGAAAAAGUCUGCAAUAGUUGUGACCGACCUGAAUUUUAUAUAAAGUUUUUACCAUAUCUUCCAUGGAUCCACUCCAUAAUUUCAAACGCGAAGUGGUUUUUGCAAUGUAAAAGGAUGAAGUAUUUGUUUGAUUUCUUUUGA
This is a messenger RNA of Ctenopharyngodon idella (grass carp), 807 nucleotides long. Its product is annotated as mast cell protease 4-like. The transcript is spliced from 6 exons. Gene Ontology annotation, biological process: proteolysis. The record is from RefSeq and is a predicted model, not a curated record. NCBI's taxonomy places the organism in Eukaryota, Metazoa, Chordata, Actinopteri, Cypriniformes, Xenocyprididae. The coding region runs from base 1 to 807 and encodes 268 amino acids. Gene Ontology annotation, molecular function: serine-type endopeptidase activity.